AAAGGCGAAGCCUGCAGGCGCAGCGCUAGCAAGUUGGUGCAUGCGAUUGAUACGAAGGAGAAAAUGGCGCGUAUUGUGUUCUGCAUGUAGCGACACACAUCACCGAUGUGUAUAGACAUUCGGUCAUUGUCACUGUAAAAAUUUGAAACACUUGUCUUCCCAUCAAGAUUUUGGUGGCUUCUUAACACCAAGUUUUGUGAUUGUUUAAGGUUCAAGCACUCGUCGUUGUGCGUGUCUCCACGUGGGCGAAGAUGAGCAUUGCCGCGCGAAAAUUCUGCACCUUGUCUGCAGAGCUGUUUCUGCGUAGUCGGCCUAGCGCGCCUCUGUUGCGGCGGUUGUACUGCGAGGAAAGGCCAACUACUUUCGAAAAGAGCAUCAAUCAGGUAACCCUCCUGGGCCGCGUUGGAAUAGAGCCCCAGCUACGUGGUACUGAUGCGAAUCCGGUUGUUGUGUUCACAUUGGCCACAAACAGCAACUACCGCUAUGAAACUGGUGAAGUACAGCAGAAGACCCAGUGGCACCGUAUCAGCGUGUUCAAACCAUUCCUUCGCAACUCGGUGCACCAGUACACACGCAAAGGUUCUCGAGUGCUGGUCCAGGGACGUUUGGUUUAUGGCGAGAUAACAGACGCCAAGGGUGCAACCCAUGUGACCAGCACGGUGGUGGCAGAUGAUGUGAUUUUCUUGGGCCAAAGUGCGAGAACAGCCAGCACUGAAGAGGAGAGCCUUGCAGACACUAACUUUCAGUGAAAAAAACAUACGCCAUGUGCCAUGGCUGUAAAGUAUUGUAAGUUGUUUAUCGCUUUCUUUUUUUUUUUUUUUUCCUUUUUUGUGGCUUGAGAAGAAACUCACAAAGUUUCAUGAAAGCAGUUUCUCGUUGAUAGCUUUUAAGCAUGUGUGGGAAGCUACAGUUUUCCAUCUGUACACAUAGCCUUUCUUGCUGUUCUAUGCCUUUGGUUUUGUGUUGUUGUUCUUAAGUUCACCUAGAAGGUUUUUGUAGAUAUCGGGUUGUGUCCUAUGCUAUUAAUUUACCCUCUCCCCUUAUGUCUGAGUUUCAGUUAAACCCAUUGAUAUGGGCAUAUCGAAUGAAUGUGCAUAUUUUUCUACUUCCUACAAACAUGAGAAACACUGUUUCUCAGUCUCUUGGCAGAUUGAAGGGAAGUACGAAGAAUGGUAAGAGAGAUGUGUGAGGCCUGUCUGAAUUGCAGCCUCAGCCAUUGCUUCAUUUGUGUCUUAUAUAUGUGAAACAAUAUAGUUUUUGUGAAGCCAAGUGUAAAGUUGGUAACACAUGUCUGUAUUUUUCCUGUAUAUCAUACAAAUUUUGGAUGGGACUGUCAGCCUUAGUCAUGCCAGGUGCAGCUCAGAAAAGAACUCCAAGUAUAAGCAUUAGAGGUGUUCAUUAGAAAGGUUCAGCAAAAGACAGUUAAUAGUUUUUCACGUAUUGUUUACUUUGCUGUUUCUUUUUUCAUUCUGAUAAAAGCUCUUAUAGAACAUUCACUACUUGAAUAAACCAAAUAAGAGCAAAACAAGGCAUGUCCUGAUGCUUACUAAGCACUUGCACUCUUGCAGCCUUAUCUGCCAUACGUGCAAAGCAUGUGUAAGUGUAGCCAACAGAGAUUUAUGCACAAAGUGUGAUUUAACAGUAGUCAACCUUGGACAGCUUAACCAAAAGUGUUUCGCCUCUUAUAAAGUCUCGCUUGUUGAGAUUGCAUUUUCUUGUGUUAUUUGCCUUGACUUCUGCCACUGUAUGUUGUCAGUGUAGUUAUUUGUCAUAGAUGCCAUCAGAAGCCACGGUAACUGAUGCGAAUAUAAUAUACUCAAAUUCGGCAUUCUUGCACUGCUCUGUCUUGCGAGUGUGUGUACUGGCUAUAAAAGAAUGGAUGACACUGGUAAUAUAUUGUGAGAAACUGUCCUACUGCUGUCUUUCUCAGGAAAUACCAGAUUGCAGUCACAACUGAAAUUGAUCAUGCAGUUCAUUUGUACGUAGUGCUAAUCUAUUUGUUACAUUGACAUGCCAUAAAUCAGAAACGGUUCAUCCCCUGCUUAUUGUGUAAUGCUGAAAUGUGUUCUCAGUGCAGGUCUAUUUGGACUUGUGGUGAGCUGUGUAGUAUAAACACGUGUACUGACUGCCAGUGCAGCCUGCAUUUUGUGUACAGUGUGAAGUGCUGGUGAUGCAGUGAUGCUGCCAUCAGAAUAAAUCUUGCACUGACAUUCAA
Messenger RNA from Dermacentor silvarum, 2215 nucleotides. It is a transcript of the gene mtSSB, whose product is annotated as single-stranded DNA-binding protein, mitochondrial. Gene Ontology annotation, cellular component: mitochondrial nucleoid. NCBI's taxonomy places the organism in Eukaryota, Metazoa, Arthropoda, Arachnida, Ixodida, Ixodidae. The transcript is spliced from 2 exons. Gene Ontology annotation, molecular function: single-stranded DNA binding. The record is from RefSeq and is a predicted model, not a curated record. Gene Ontology annotation, biological process: mitochondrial DNA replication; positive regulation of helicase activity. The coding region runs from base 252 to 749 and encodes 165 amino acids.